Molecule: messenger RNA, 792 nt
Organism: Suillus clintonianus
Lineage: Eukaryota; Fungi; Basidiomycota; Agaricomycetes; Boletales; Suillaceae
Product: calmodulin
Exons: 8
Coding region: 218-667 (149 amino acids)
Molecular function (GO): enzyme regulator activity; calcium ion binding
Source: RefSeq, a predicted model, not a curated record
UGUAACGUUAUUUGGUGAUUUACAGGACUGGGCAGGGGGCUCUGGGGAGAGUUAGCCUGAUUUGGCACUGGCGAUUGCCGAUGAAGACAUGAUCUUGGCCAAAUCCAAGGCCGUGCUUUGCUCUGCUCAACGACGAUCGUCAUCCCCGUCAUCCUCUUUUCAAAAUCGCUGCAUUUCCUUAUAUCCAACGAACCUUUCUCUUGAAACUUUCUAGAACAUGGCGGAUCAAUUGUCUGAAGAACAGAUAUCUGAAUUCAAGGAAGCCUUCUCUUUGUUUGACAAAGAUGGCGAUGGCACGAUCACCACCAAGGAGCUCGGUACUGUUAUGCGCUCACUAGGUCAAAAUCCGACCGAAGCAGAGUUGCAGGACAUGAUCAACGAGGUUGACGCUGAUGGGAACGGUACCAUCGACUUCCCAGAGUUCCUUACAAUGAUGGCGCGCAAAAUGCGCGACACCGACAGCGAGGAAGAGAUUAAAGAGGCAUUUAAAGUGUUCGAUAAGGACGGAAAUGGCUAUAUCAACGCUGCUGAGCUGAGACAUGUCAUGACGAACCUGGGCGAGAAGUUGACUGACGGUGAGGUCGAUGAAAUGAUUCGUGAAGCAGAUGUCGAUGGCGAUGGCCAGAUUAAUUACGAUGAAUUUGUGAAGAUGAUGCUAUCGAAAUGAUGUGGAAUGUGUCCUGUACAAUUACUUUAACAUUCUCUUACCCUUCUGCCCAAGUAAAUGUCAACCAGGAUUGCUCUCAUCUUUUGAACCGUCACGUGUGAAAUGAUGUCAUCCGUAUGAUUGGC